AUGUGUCUGCUGGGUGAUCGCUAUUGCUUUCACGAAAGUGAAUUAGCCGAGCUUGAAAAAAGAUACAAAGGAUUGGUUUCCCGUCACAUAGGCCUUGUGUACAAGGAAGAAAGUUUGAGAAAGAUAAAGCCUCAACAUGAGUACUACUUUCUUCACAAGACCUUCCAAGAGUACCUUGCGGCCGUCUUUAUUGCUCACAAGUUGCGAGGAAAUGAGUUAAGGUUGUUUGAGCGUCUAAGGUUUCAUGAACUGGUGGAAAAGUAUCGGGAAGUGUUUCUUUUUGUUUCCGGUAUACUUGGCAGAGAUGCAAGCAUUCUAUUCACACAGAUUGGCGAGGAGCUAAAAAAAAAUGGACAAUGGGACUGGGUCACUUGCACACAGUCUGGAGCAGUGACGAUAGAUGACCAAGAGAGUGAAGAUGAGUGUUACGGCAUUGACAGCGAGGACGAGGACAAGGAUGAUGACGAGGACCAAGGCUGGACAGCAGCAACUUUCCUCAUGAAAAGCUUUAGCAAAAGUGGACAUGCUGAAAAAAUGGCAGAAACUCUUUGUUCCUACAUACCGUUCCCUACGCAUGUUGCGAUUGACCUUGGUUACAAUGCUGACAAUAUAUAUCACGUUUUAGAGGCCUGCAAAACCUUUGCAAAUGUACAGAAACCAGUUCAGCUUACUGUUUGUGAGUCAUCUGAAGGCGUUUUAAGCCAUAAGAUUGUUGCAGAGUCUAUACAAUCCUGCUCGCAGCUUCAGACUCUUGCCAUUUCCACCCCAGCAAUGAAACCAGAUCUAGCGAAAGCCCUACACAACGGCUUAUCUGGAAACACGACUUUAUCAGAGUUCUCUCUACAAGUGAAUAACAGUAUCCCUUAUGACGCAGCAGUUGCUAUCGGUGAAUCAUUGGUGGCUUGCAAAGCCUUGAGCAAAGUAACAUUAGAACUUGACAGAGUGUGGGGGGAGAAUUGGGCCAGUGCUAUUGAACCUGCUUUGUCUGCGGACACUCCUUUGAAGUCUGUGGACCUCCAGGUUCGAGGAUCAUUGAGUGAUACUGCGGUCCAUGGCUUAGGAAAGCUCUUAUCAAAUAAAGCUUUGGCCUCAUUUUCCCUUAAUAUCUUUGGAGAUAUGCAAGAAAGGGAAGCUGCAGCUAUUAGCAGAGGAAUUACAGGACAAACUGCAGUCAAGUCAUUAGAUCUUAGUGUUAACGGCAAACUUAGUCUCUCUUGUGCAAAUGUCCUACAAAACAGUCUUCUAGAAAAUCGUUCUUUAAACGAUUUAGUACUGAUUGUCCGUGGAGAGAUUCCUGACAACUGGCAGUCUGUUGUGGAAAAUCUUCGUUCAGUAAAUAAGGGGUCACUUAGCUGUACUUUUCAUCCAGAUCCAGGCAGCAGUGUUACAUGUGAUCAAGUGGCUCAUUUUUGUCCUGCUGUGGUAGAAAAAGGGUGGGAAACAAAACAACACUUAACUGUGGUCAUUUGGGGAGAGCUGAAAUGUGAUGGAGCAGAAGCUUUAUGUGAGGUCUUGGUGCGUGCCCCCCUGACAAGCCUGAGAUUGAAAUUGUAUGGAAAAUUAAGUGAUGGUGUUGCUACCAUUAUUGAAAGAUAUGUCAGAGGACAAAAUACAUUACACUCCCUAACAAUCGAGAUUUGGGACGAUUUGACCUCAGGGACAGAAACUGUACUUCAGGAACUAUCACGAAACAAUGAAACUGUUCAAUUGAAAUUGCAUGGCGUCAGUGUUGUUCCUAAGGAAGCGAGCAAUGCUCUUGAUGUCUGUAUUGACAAUCCUGCAUCACUUACACCAGUGUUCUCUGAAGUUAAGAAUACCAGAAAGAAGAAGAUCAAUCUUAAAAUAAAUAUCGACGAUAAAGUAAUUAGUGACUGGCCACGUCUGCUAGUUGAUGCUUUGGCAGAAAACACAUCACUUACUACGCUCGAUCUUACAGUGUGCAACUACACAAUGAAUCCAGGAAUUCGGAAAUACCUCGGGGAUAGUUUGCUGCGAAGUUCUUCAUUAACAGUCUUAAGUCUUACAAUCAGCAACUACAGUAACAUCUCAGGAGGCUGGGGAUGCACGCUGAUCAACAGCUUGGCUAAAAUGGCGUCAUUAACUACACUUAGUCUCUCAAUUGACGAUCAUGGCGAGGUAAUGAAAUUUAGAGAAGAUUUGAUGGCAGUGAAGUCCUUGUCUACACUUUCCGUCGUAAUCAACGGUAGUAAGUUAACUUUCUUUUGGGGUAAAUUUCUGAGAAAAUGUUUGGAAGAAUGCACUUCACUAACAAAACUCUGCCUUACAAGUAACAACUACGCGGAACGUGGAAAUAUCUCUUUCCAUGCCUUCUCACUCUUCUCUGGCAAUUCAAUACCUGUGAAUUGGGUAGAUGGUCUCAGUUUAGGACUGGCAAGUACCUCAUCUUUAAAGGAACUGGUCAUUACGAUUAACAACAUCACCCUUACUUAUUCUGACUGGAUAGAGAAUUUCAUUGAAGGACUCUCAGUGAACAAUUCAAUAGUGUCCCUCACUGUUACAGUCAGUGAUUACAAAUACUUGAGCUGUGCAUUAUGGGUAAGCCCUCUGAAACGUUGUAUAGCAGAAAUCAAGGCAUUAACUACACUCACGCUGACAGUAAAUGACUACAUUGAAGGUGAAUGGCGUGAUGACUGGCGUGAGGAACUGGAACCAGAUGAUUUUCUAGAAAACACAUCAUUAACUGAUCUCAAUCUGACAGUCAACAUCUGCAGGGAAAUAAGUGAAGACUGGCUACCAAGAUUUUGUGACCAUUUAAUGAUGAAAUGCUCCUCCCUGAAAACAGUGAGAUUGCAAGUCAACAACCGUUGCGCUACAAGUAAGAGUCGUAUAUAUGACUUAAGCAAACUUCGGUUGAAAUACCAAUCAUUAUCCACAUUUGAACUCUCUGUAACUUUCUAUGGAGAGUAA
Molecule: messenger RNA, 2928 nt
Organism: Porites evermanni
Lineage: Eukaryota; Metazoa; Cnidaria; Anthozoa; Scleractinia; Poritidae
Source: the annotation of a GenBank genome assembly